Molecule: messenger RNA, 486 nt
Organism: Ostrea edulis (European flat oyster)
Lineage: Eukaryota; Metazoa; Mollusca; Bivalvia; Ostreida; Ostreidae
Exons: 4
Coding region: 1-486 (161 amino acids)
Source: RefSeq, a predicted model, not a curated record
AUGGACUCGGACCAGUUGUCUAAUAUCUCAGAAGAUGAAGAUCAAACAAUCAUCCAAAAAAAGAAGAAAAAUGUUAAGUUAUCAGAUGCAGAGAUUUUGCUUAUGCUAAGAUCAUACCAAGUGUAUCCAUGCUCCUGGAUCAAGAUAAUACAAUGCAUGCGAGAAAACAAACAUCACCUGCCAGACGAUGCCCAAUUCUUGCUUGGAAAAAGUGGACAAAAACAGCUGAAGAACCGAUUGUCAAAUGAACUGGCAAAAUUGCUGGCGACACCAGAAGAAAACAUAAAAAAUGAAUUAAUUAGGUUGGAGCUUCAAAAGAUAAAGGAGUAUGAAAAGAGACUCUUGAGUACAGUUAACCGUAAAAAGUCGUCUAAAAGACCCUUGCCAGAUUUAGUUAGAGCUAAUCAAGAAGCAUACAAUGACUUUAUAACGAAAAAGGUUCCAAAGCUUUUGAGAGCUUUGGGCGUGAGCUCCGACUCUGAAUGA